UCCCUGCAUUGCAGUGUGCUGCUAGGGGGCUUGAGGAUUGAACCCAAUGUUGUCAAUUCUCAAAGCUCAGUUUGCAUCUGUCAAGGAGUGCAAAUUGUAAAUCCUGGCCAAUGAACCCUGCUGUGUUUUGGCCUCUCGCUCCCCCUCCUGAGUACACUGUACCUCUCACUGGAAUUGUUCACAAAUCUCCCUGCCUACUCGCAUUCUCUAACGACCCUUCAGGUUUGCUUCGUUUGGCUGUCGUUAAGUACCAUCGUUUGCCUGGUAUGCCCCUAAUGGCUGGCUCCAAGAGGAGUGCAUGAGGUGAAGCGUCAAGCUGUUCUCUACGUUAUAAAACCAUUGGAUGCAGAGAAUGACAUUACGCAAUGAUCUCCAAUGUAUUUCCUUCUGUUUCUUGGAGUUAAUCGCGCGAAAUACUCUUGGAGUCUAGAGAACGACAGAAUUACAGCAGCAUUCCUUAACCCAAGAAACCUCCGAGCAGACUGAAGGUGCCAGGAUAGGCUUCACGACAGGGUCACGGAAGGUUAAUUAUGGGGGUCACAAGCCUACAGGUCUCUUCUUUAGCUCUCGGAAUGUCUGCUCUUGCUCUGCUGAUUAUCUCGAACCUUACAGACUGCUGGAGGAGUGAUGCAAAGGAUCCUCAUUCUUCUGUUGGCUUGAGCUGGCGUUGCCGAGGCCUGUGGGGUGAAUGUAUCUAUGACAUCACAGCAGCUUACUGGACCUGUGAUAUGCCAAACUCCGUUCUCGGGCAUCUCCCCACUGAUGUGGUGAUCACCCGGGUCUUGGUAAUCGUGCCCGGUGUGGCUUGUAUCGUGGCCGUGCUGUUCCUUGUUGGUGGGAUGAAAUGCACCAAGUUUGUUCCUGAUGGUGGGACAGAGAAAGACAAACUGAGUCUCUGCGCUGGAGCCAUCCUCUCCUUUGGAGGUAUUGUCGGCAGCAUUGGCAUGACUUGGUACGCAGCUGAAACUAUCGUUAAGUACAGGUUUGAGGUUAGCUUUGGGGUGCCUGGAAUCACAUAUGAGCUCGCCUAUUCUUACUGGCUGGCCUCUACUGGAGUGUUGUGCAUGUGUCUAGCUGGAGUCCUGCUUGUGUCGAUGCACUGUCCCAAAAUCAACAGAUCCAGCGAAGGGAAAAAGAGAAACCCCACAUUCCGAUUUCUAACUGACCAGAGCAAACAUGCCUCGCCAGCAUCCUUACCUGAUAUUGGCAAAACAUACGUCUAACAAGAGGUUCAGUAAGGCUGAACUUUCCAGAGGUCUCACUGUUUGCAGUAUAAUGCUACGCUUGUGUUUAUCUGGCCUCUAGUUGAGAAAUAUGUAGUGGAACUUAUUUUGCAUUCAGUCAUUGUCAUAGGGUUGUACAGACAUUUUGGUCCAACUAGUCCAUGCCGACCAGAUAUCCCAACUUAAUCGAGUCCCAUUUGCCAGCAUUUAGCC
Chiloscyllium plagiosum (whitespotted bambooshark) is the source of this 1436-nucleotide messenger RNA. RefSeq names its product claudin-16-like. Gene Ontology annotation, molecular function: structural molecule activity. NCBI's taxonomy places the organism in Eukaryota, Metazoa, Chordata, Chondrichthyes, Orectolobiformes, Hemiscylliidae. Gene Ontology annotation, cellular component: bicellular tight junction; membrane. The record is from RefSeq and is a predicted model, not a curated record.